Molecule: messenger RNA, 1231 nt
Organism: Syzygium oleosum
Lineage: Eukaryota; Viridiplantae; Streptophyta; Magnoliopsida; Myrtales; Myrtaceae
Product: pentatricopeptide repeat-containing protein At1g12620-like
Exons: 1
Coding region: 20-1213 (397 amino acids)
Molecular function (GO): protein binding
Source: RefSeq, a predicted model, not a curated record
GCCCAAUUCGUUCGGCUUGAUGUUUUCCGGGAGAAACGCUAUCUCUCUCUGCUCCGUCUCCGUUGACUUGCUCCACGAGAAUGGCGGCGAACUCGGUGCUGGCUCGAGCAGGGCUCGUUCCGUCGGUUCCGACCAGUCGACGGGCCGCGGGAGCGGCGGAUUUGGAGCCGCCGGUGGUGGUGGUGGUGGUGGUUUCGGGAGGCUCCGCGACGCCGUGUCCCGCUUCGACGCGAUCAUCAGGACGCAGCCUUUGCCUCCCACGAAGGAAUUUGGCCGGGUGUUGUCCGUCGUGGUCAGGAUGAGGCAUUACUCUGCCGCCAUUGCCUUGAUCGAGGAAAUGCAGGCUCGCGGGGUUGGGUUGAAUGUCUACAUUUGGGGGAUUCUGAUGAACUGUCUCUGCCGUCUGAGGAGGGUGGAGCUGGGUUUCGCUGUUCUGGGAAGGGUCCUGAAGCUCGGGUUCGGGGUCAACCUGGUGACGUUGAACACGCUGGUCAACGGGCUGUGCGAGGGUGGAGAGAUCGAUCGAGCGCUGAGGUUGGUCGAUGAAAUGGGAAAUCAUCAAGGGUUGAAGCCCAGUGAGUACACGUAUGGAGCCAUUCUGAAAGGCGCGUUGGGGAAGGGGAAGGAGGACAGAAGCCUGGCCAUGGAGUUGCUGAGAAAGUGGGAGAGACAGAAUUGCAGGAUGAAUGUGGUUGCGUACAAUACGGUGAUCGACGUUCUGUGUAAGGACGGGUUAGUAUCGGAUGCGGUAAACCUCUGUAAAGAUAUGGUCGGUAGAGGCGUCGAACCGGAUAUCAUCACCUACAAUUCCUUAAUUUGGGGUCUAUGCUAUUUAGGCCGGUGGAAACAAGCUCUUGCUCUGUCAAUCAAGAUGGUCGGGAAAGGCGUCCAAUCCGAUUUAUUGACUUAUAGCUACUUGAUUCACGGUGCCACUGGUCAUGGUCGGUGGAGAGAAGCUCUAGUUUUGUUGGAGCAGAUGGUGCGUGAAGGCUUUGUCGCAGAUGCUCUUACUUAUACCUCGUUGGUUCAGUGUCUAUGCAGUUUCGGUAAAUGCGUAGAGGCUAGAAGGCUGUUAAUUGAUAUGGUGCAAAGGAGGGUUGUCGCAGAUGUUCGAACCUUCUCCCCUGAGGUCAGGGCACUUUGUAUGGAAGGGAUGAAAACCGAAGCAAAAUGUGUCAUUGAGGAGCCUGAAAUAGUUACGUCAAAAUAUUGAUGGAUGGUUAUUGCCUUA